This is a messenger RNA of Enterobius vermicularis (human pinworm), 101 nucleotides long. NCBI's taxonomy places the organism in Eukaryota, Metazoa, Nematoda, Chromadorea, Rhabditida, Oxyuridae. The record is from the annotation of a GenBank genome assembly.
AUGACGAAGAAACGGUUCGAGUGGAAAGCGAUGGGGAAGUUGUGGCGACGAGAGGAAGAACAGGCGAUCACUGAGGAAAAUGUAGAAACAGGUUGCUGAAG